AUGGUUGCCACAGUGCUGCAGACUGGAGGUUUUGUGUUAGGCCUUAUUGGUAUGGCUGGAGUUUUUGCUGCCACAGUUGAGGAUAAAUGGUGUGACAAAGAUCGACAGGGGGACAUGGUAAUUUGUGUGUACACUUAUAGAGGGCUCUGGUGGAACUGUGAGGUGCCCACUACUGGAUUCACAGAGUGCCAAUCGCUCUCUGACCUUCAAGGGUUUUCAGGAUUGUUUAAAGCUGUAAGAGCACUGAUGAUAGUGGCCAUUGAGAUAAGUGUGAUUGCAGUUUUGAUUGGACUGUUCUCUCUAAGGUGCCUUAAAAUGAGAAGUAUGGUGAAAUCAACCAAGACCAAAAUGACGCUAAGUUCAGGAAUUAUUUUUUUCAUUGCUGGUAUUUGUUCAAUUUCUGGAGCAUCAGUGUAUGCCAAUCAAAUAGAGGCUAGUUUCAUGAUGACCACUUACAAUCAAAAUCAAGGAAAACUAGGAGUCAAGUGCCAGUGUGUAGAUGGAUUGGGUUUCUCAAUGAUCAGGUACAUAUUUGGUCCCAUCCUCUUUAUAGCCUGGGUAGGAGGAGCUUUGUUACUUCUGGAAGGAAUUUUAAUGUGCAUUGCAGUCAAGGGAAUCCAAAACAACAAUAAUAUGGGACAGGGACAUGUUUAUGAAGCCCCAGCCCAGUGCAGAGAAGAUGAUGAAGAGUGCCAUCUUAAGAGAAUGGAUGGAGAACAAAAAUGUUAA
Molecule: messenger RNA, 729 nt
Organism: Myxocyprinus asiaticus (Chinese sucker)
Lineage: Eukaryota; Metazoa; Chordata; Actinopteri; Cypriniformes; Catostomidae
Gene: cldn18
Product: claudin 18
Exons: 5
Coding region: 1-729 (242 amino acids)
Biological process (GO): bicellular tight junction assembly; cell adhesion
Cellular component (GO): bicellular tight junction; plasma membrane
Molecular function (GO): structural molecule activity
Source: RefSeq, a predicted model, not a curated record